Mesocricetus auratus (golden hamster) is the source of this 4884-nucleotide messenger RNA. RefSeq names its product klotho (gene Kl). The coding region runs from base 1 to 3045 and encodes 1014 amino acids. The transcript has 5 exons. The record is from RefSeq and is a predicted model, not a curated record. Gene Ontology annotation, molecular function: hydrolase activity, hydrolyzing O-glycosyl compounds. NCBI's taxonomy places the organism in Eukaryota, Metazoa, Chordata, Mammalia, Rodentia, Cricetidae. Gene Ontology annotation, biological process: carbohydrate metabolic process.
AUGCCAGCCCGCGCCCCUCCUCGCUGCUUGCCGCGGCUGCUGCUGCUCCGUCUGCUGUCGCUGCAUCUGUUGCUGCUCGCCCUGCGCGCCCGCUGCCUGCGCGCUGAGCCGGGUCAGGGCGCUCAGACCUGGGCUCGCUUCGCGCGCCCUCCUUCUCCCGAGGCCGCUGGCCUCCUCCACGACACUUUCCCCGACGGCUUCCUCUGGGCGGUGGGCAGCGCCGCCUACCAGACCGAGGGUGGCUGGCGACAGCACGGUAAAGGUGCGUCCAUCUGGGACACGUUCACCCAUCACCCCCCGGUCUCCCUGAGCGACUCCGCGACCGCUGUGGCACCGUCGGGUGCCCCGUGGCCUCCUCUGCCUUCCACUGGAGAUGUGGCCAGCGACAGUUACAACAACGUCUACCGCGACACGGAGGGGCUGAGAGAGCUGGGGGUCACUCACUACCGCUUUUCCAUCUCGUGGGCACGGGUGCUUCCCAAUGGCACCGCGGGCACCCCUAACCGCGAGGGGCUGCGCUACUACCGGCGACUGCUGGAGCGGCUGCGGGAGCUGGGCGUGCAGCCGGUGGUCACCCUGUACCACUGGGACCUGCCGCAGCGCCUGCAGGACGCCUAUGGCGGCUGGGCCAAUCGCGCUCUGGCUGACCACUUCAGGGAUUAUGCCGAGCUCUGCUUUCGCCACUUCGGUGGCCAGGUCAAGUACUGGAUCACCAUUGACAACCCGUACGUGGUGGCCUGGCACGGGUACGCCACUGGGCGCCUGGCCCCAGGCGUGCGGGGCAGCUCCAGGCUCGGGUACUUGGUUGCGCACAACCUACUUCUGGCUCAUGCCAAAAUCUGGCAUCUCUACAAUACCUCCUUCCGCCCUACUCAGGGAGGCCAGGUGUCUAUUGCCUUAAGUUCUCACUGGAUCAGCCCUCGAAGAAUGACCGACCUUAACAUCAGAGAAUGCCAGAAGUCUCUGGACUUUGUGCUAGGCUGGUUUGCCAAACCCAUAUUUAUUGAUGGGGACUACCCAGAGAGCAUGAAGAGCAACCUCUCCUCCCUUCUGCCUGAUUUUACCGAAUCUGAGAAGAAGUUCAUCAGGGGAACCGCUGACUUUUUUGCUCUUUCAUUUGGACCAACGUUGAGUUUUCAACUAUUGGACCCUCACAUGAAGUUCCGUCAACUAGAAUCCCCCAGCCUCAGGCAGCUCCUGUCUUGGAUAGAUCUGGAAUAUAACCACCCUCAAAUAUUUAUUGUGGAAAACGGUUGGUUUGUCUCAGGGACCACAAAAAGAGAUGAUGCCAAAUACAUGUAUUACCUCAAGAAGUUCAUAAUGGAAACUUUAAAAGCCAUCAGGCUGGAUGGGGUCCACGUCAUUGGGUACACCGCGUGGUCCCUCAUGGAUGGUUUCGAGUGGCACAGGGGCUACAGCAUCCGACGUGGACUCUUCUAUGUCGACUUUCUGAGUCAAGACAAGAUGCUGUUGCCGAAGUCUUCAGCCUUGUUCUACCAAAAGCUGAUAGAGAACAAUGGUUUCCCUCCUUUGCCUGAAAACCAACCCCUAGAAGGGACAUUUCCCUGUGGCUUUGCUUGGGGAGUUGCUGAUAACCACAUCCAAGUGGACACCACUCUCUCCCAGUUUACUGAUCCGAACAUCUACCUGUGGGACGUGCAUCACAGUAAGAGGCUUAUUAAAGUGGACGGGGUGGUAGGCAAGAAGAGAAAACCCUACUGUGUUGAUUUCUCCGCCAUCCGGCCUCAGAUAGCCUUACUUAGAGAAGUUCAUGUCACCCACUAUCGCUUCUCCCUGGACUGGGCCCUGAUCUUGCCUCUGGGUAAUCAGACCCAAGUGAACCGCACGGUUCUGCAUUUCUACCGCUGCGUGAUCGGUGAGCUGGUGCGUGCCAACAUCACUCCGGUGGUGGCCCUGUGGCAACCAGCAGCCCCACACGAAGGCCUGCCACAUGCCCUGGCCAAACAUGGGGCCUGGGAGAACCCGUACACCGCCCUGGCGUUUGCAGACUAUGCGGACUUGUGCUUUAAGGAGCUGGGCCACCGGGUCAAAUUCUGGAUCACCAUAAACGAGCCCAACACACGGAACAUGACCUACCGUGCUGGGCAUCACCUCCUGAAAGCGCACGCCUUGGCUUGGCGUCUGUAUGAUGAGAAGUUUAGGGCAGCUCAGAAAGGUAAAAUAUCCAUUGCCCUACAGGCCGACUGGAUAGAACCGGCCUGCUCUUUCUCUCAAAAGGACAAAGAAGUGGCCGAGAGAGUUUUGGAAUUUGAUAUUGGCUGGCUAGCAGAGCCCAUUUUCGGUUCCGGAGAUUAUCCACGUGUGAUGAGAGACUGGCUGAACCAAAAAAACCAUUUCCUUUUGCCCUAUUUCACUGAAGACGAAGAGAAGCUAAUCCGGGGCUCCUUUGACUUCCUGGCGUUGAGUCAUUAUACCACCGUUCUUGUAGACUGGGAAAAGGAGGACCCGAUAAAAUACAACGACUACCUGGAUGUGCAGGAGAUGACUGACAUCACGUGGCUCAACUCUCCCAGUCAGGUGGCCGUGGUGCCUUGGGGGCUGCGCAAAGUACUCAACUGGGUGAAGUUCAAAUACGGAGACGUCCCCACCUAUGUGACAGCCAAUGGCAUAGAUGACGAUCCCCACGCCGAGCAAGACGCCCUGAGGACGUAUUAUUUUGAGAACUACGUGAAUGAGGCCCUGAAAGCCUACGUGUUGGACGGAAUCAACCUCCGUGGCUACUUUGCUUAUUCGCUGAAUGAUCGUUCAGCUCCAAAGUUUGGCUUUUAUCGAUACGCUGUGAAUCAGUUUGAGCCCAAACCAUCUAUGAGACAUUAUAGGAAAAUUGUCGACAACAAUGGCUUUCUGGGGUCUGAAACACAGGGAAGGCUUUGUCCAGAGGAGUACACCGUGUGCACCGAGUGCAGCAUUUUUCACACCCGGAAGUCUUUAUUAGUCUUCAUCGCGUUUCUGGUUUUUGCUUUUAUCAUUUCUCUCUCUCUUAUUUUUUACUACUCCAAAAAAGGCAGGAGAAGUUAUAAGUAGUGCAAAUGUCUUCCUGGCUGUUUGCUUUGGGAUCAUUACGCACAUGCAUCAGCUGUUAGCCAUUUGUACUUCUUGUGUUGUGAAGACAUCUUGCAUAUAUUUGGAUUCUAGAAAACUUUUUUUGUCACAGAUGGCAGAAGCUUUGUAACAGAUACUGGUGACUGUAAAAUAAUGGUAAGAUGAAUAGUACCUGAAUUUGCCCUCGUUGGGGAAGAGUACCUGAAUUUGCCCUCGUUGGGGAAGAGUACCUGAAUUUGCCCUCGUUGGGGAAGAGUACCUGAAUUUGCCCUCGUUGGGGAAGAGUACCUGAAUUUGCCCUCGUUGGGGUGACUAUGCAACUGUGCUCUCCACAGUUUCUACAGUCCCGCUAAGGAAGACAGGAAGCAUGGUGCCAACUGGACAGAAGCUUGAAGAUCAACAUUAGGAACACAGAUGAGAAUCUGCCUGUGCCCAUUUUUAAGUUUCACGCUUUUGGAAGUAACAAUCUCAAUUGCCAUGGUACCUAAGAGCUGUCCUGAUCCAUUUUCAUGAGGCAGCGAUGAGAGAAUGUAUGGUAGAGAUGGUCAGGAGUCCCUUGGCUGUAACAGCCCUUUUAAGAGCAGUGUUUUUAUCAAUGCAGCUAAGAUUAAUUUAUGAAUAUCCUCAGAGAGCACAUUAUGGAGACUUACAUUGCUGUGUGUGUUUUUGAGGUGCCCUCUAAACGCCAGAUCCUUGAGGUCUCUCUCUUACUGUCUGUCCUUUGACAGCCUGCCUGUUGGAGAAUUUUUUUUGAUAAAUGUUCACAAAAAAUAAAGAUGAGUCAUGAGCUGCUGGCCUGUUUGGGAAACUGACUGUGGAAUUUAUUGCACCGAGGUGGUUCUAGGAAGAAAAAAGGAGGGAAUUUUUUUCAUCUUCUUUUUUUAAUGAGCAACAUGAGUGAUUUGAUUGAACAUCCUUUUAUCUUUGAGCAGACCUUGGAAUGAAUGAAAUGACCUUUCACACAUGAAGAAAGAUGAACUCUCACUCAACCUGUGAAGAAUGUCUCUGUUGCAUUCUUCAGAAUACUCCGUCACUGCUUCGACACAAUAGUUUUCAAACUUCAUAGGAGAUCCAAGCACAGUCCAGUAUGAACACACUGGAAAUCUGUCUUUGUGGUCACCGGGAGCUGCUCUGUGCUUCUGUGCCUGUGAAUGAGCUUUGAACUAGCCCCACUCAGAGCUUUGACACUAACCAUGCUAUUGAUUUCUAUCGAAAGGGCUAAUUGGGUCUUCUCCUUCAACACCCUCUACCCUAAGUCUUACUGAGUCCCACAUAGGGAAGUUUUCUUGCUACACCUGAGUGGUCUUAGAGAUAAGCCUAUACCAGACAGGCAAGAUAAGCCAGGGUCACAAUACCUAACUCAUUACUGUGUCAUACUUCAUCUUGUGAUGCGGUAUGGUUUUCCUCAUGAACAAUCGGCUUUUGCUGUGGUGUUCUUUAUACAACUGGACUUGUUACUGAAAUCAAAUGUUAUAGAAUCAAUAGUUUAUUUUAUGUGUCUAUUUUUGAUUACAGAGUAAUAUAUAUUAAUUGUAAAAAUUUAAAAGACAAAAACUAUAUAUAAAGAAAAAAGAUCACCUCUAAUACAAUACAGAGACACCACUGACAGUUCCUAUGUGCUGUGUUUUAUGUAGUCAUAUCAUGUUAUACAUAGGUAUACAUCUUCUUUAUUCAUUUGUAUUAAAUACUUUUUCUGUCAUUAGUUUCCUAGAGCAAAUUUUUAAUGGUUAUGGAAAAUAUUGUUAGACUAGCUCAAAAAAGUUUCAUUUGUUAGGCCAAUUUUCCAUUAAUCAGUUCAAUAAUAAAUAUCAUUUAAAAACA